Molecule: messenger RNA, 1383 nt
Organism: Carica papaya (papaya)
Lineage: Eukaryota; Viridiplantae; Streptophyta; Magnoliopsida; Brassicales; Caricaceae
Product: pentatricopeptide repeat-containing protein At1g74630-like
Biological process (GO): RNA modification
Molecular function (GO): RNA binding; protein binding
Source: RefSeq, a predicted model, not a curated record
AUGCCCCAUAAAGACACGGUUUCAUGGAACACCAUGUUAUCCGGCAUGAACAAGACCAAAAACCCACUUGCAGUUCAUCAAUGUUUUCUAGAAAUGCAAAGAUCCGGAUUAAGACCCACGGAGUACACUAUAUCAACAGUUGUUACUGCUGUAUUGGGCUCUGUGUUUGAUGUUUUGGUGUCGCAAUUUCACGCACUUUCAGUUUGUCUAGGGCUUAAUUUGGGUACGUUUGUUGGUUCUGCCCUAAUGAAGGGGUACACGAUUUUGAAGGAUCGAGGUGGAUUGAGGAGAGUGUUUGAUGAGAUAUUAGUGAAGAAUGUUGCGUCGUGGAACGUUCUGGUUUCGGGAUAUAUGGAUUUGGGUUGUACGAGUUAUGCGCACAGAGUUUUUGAUGCCAUGCCCGAGAAAGAUGAUGUUACUUGGACUAUAAUGGUUAAUGGUUAUAUCUUAAAUAAGGAAAUGAGUAGAGCUCGGUCUGUUUUUAACGACAUAAGCGAAAAGAAUGUGGUUUCUUGGACUGUGAUGAUCAGUGGGUAUGUGCAGAAUGGGAAGUUUUUAGCUGGGUUGAAGCUGUUCCAGUUGAUGAUAGAGUCCGGGACUACGCCAAAUCAUUUUACAUUUUCGUGUGUUUUAGAUGCUUGUGCGAGAUCGGCUUCCCUUCUCGUGGGUAAACAAGUUCAUGGAAAUCUUGUUAACCUUGUUGUUCCAAGCGAUGUGAUUUUGUCAACGUCGCUUGUGGACAUGUAUGCUAAAUGUGGGGAUAUCAAUGCUGCAUUUUGCAUUUUUGAGUCCAUGCCAAUGAAGAAUUUGGUGUCAUGGAAUUCAAUUAUCGGAGGUUGUGCUAGGCACGGACUUGGAACAAUAGCAUUGGAUAUAUUCAAGGAGAUGAUAAAGAGUGGUUUGAGGCCGGAUAAGGUGACAAUUGUCAAUGUGUUGUCUGCCUGUGACCAUGCUGGAUUGGUGAAAGAAGGUGAAAGGCAGUUCACGGCCAUGAAAACGAAGUAUGGUGUCCUACCAGAAAAGGAACAUUAUGCUUGUAUGGUGGACCUCUAUGGGCGGGCAGGCAAACUAGAGAAAGCGGAGAAAUUGAUUCGGGGAAUGCCUUUCAAACCCGAUGCAGUCAUUUGGGGAGCAUUGCUUGGAGCUUGCGGAUUACAUUCGUGUUUGGAACUUGGCCAGUUGGCUGCAGAGGGAAUAUCUAAGCUGAAAAAUGAUCACCCUGCAAUAUAUUCUGUUCUCUCAAGGAUUUAUGGUGAAACAGGCGCAUGGAGCACUUUAACUAAAUUGAAAGACAUGAUGAGAAAGAAUCGUGUCAAAAAGCAAAAAGCAGGCAGCUGGGUUGAAGAUUCUUCAAGUGAGAAAUUAAUCAAGUCAUUUGUCUAG